Molecule: messenger RNA, 1742 nt
Organism: Xylona heveae TC161
Lineage: Eukaryota; Fungi; Ascomycota; Xylonomycetes; Xylonales; Xylonaceae
Exons: 2
Coding region: 243-1514 (423 amino acids)
Source: RefSeq, a predicted model, not a curated record
UCUGUGUUUGCAUCUGGACCUGAGUGAAAGUUGGAAAGACAGCUACAAGUCAGAGGAAUUGCGCAUUCUGCAUUUCGAUUUACGCGAUAUAGAACAGUACACAUUGGCACCGGGAUACAGUGCACCCAACUGCGCUGCGCUGAACUGCUUCAUUAUUUCAAACACAGCAUUUUCGAAAUAGACCGCGGAACAAGAUCUCUCUCUCCUUUUCGAAAUAGACGUCUAGACAACAUCAUACCAACAUGUCAUCUACAGCAACGCCGCUCGUCCCCAUCGUCGCCGUAUCGGCCGCUAUACCUCUCCUUCUUGCGCUUCGAGGGCAGUCGCUGAGCGAGAUUCCUUCGGCAGUUAUGCGGACACUGUCUCUUGACGGGACCGGUUCGGUGUGGAAGAUUUUGGCAGUGAUAUUUGCGCUGCUGAAUAUCAAAAGUUUGCCUUUUGUUUGGCAUCUCCGCGUCUUCUCCGCCCUCGGACAGCAUUUCUAUAUCCAACCCAAGAAACCCUCGCCAUCAAUCCUCUUCAAGACGCACAUUCUGCGCUCUCGUUCACCGGCCUUUGAGUGCGACUACAAUAUCCAUAAAUCCAAUUCCACAUAUUUUUCCGACUUGGACGUUAGUCGGACACACGUCGUGGCGUCAGUGCUGCGACACGCCAUCGUUGAGACCGCGCGGCUGACUGAACUGCCCGAUCCUUCUUCAUCCGGCGCCUCAAACUCGACUAUCCCAGCAAAGGGCAAAUUCGCAAUCGCUCUUGGCGCCGUCGCCGCCGUGUUCCGCGCUGAAAUCCAACCAUACCAAGCAUAUGAAAUCCGCAGUCGCGUUCUCACGUGGGACCGCAAAUGGGUGUACAUCAUCAGUCACUUUGUCCAGGCUCGUCCUCGUCCCACUCUCCUCUCCAAGAUCUUUGGCGGCGGCGGUCGUCGCGGCAGUAAAUCAGCUUCAUCCUCUUCCUCCUCCUCCUCCUCUGCGGCCGAGAAACCGCCCAAAAUCUACGCAUCCGCGAUUGGAAAAUACGUCCUCAAAAGGGGCCGUCUGACUGUCCCGCCGGAACUUGUCCUGUCCAAGGGCGGACUGUUGCCACCCAAACCUGCCGACUUUCCAUCAUCAUCAUCAUCAUCAUCGCCAUCUCCCAUCUCCUCAGCGUUGUCAGUCCCGUCUGGCGCGUCACAGACCCCGUCGUCAUUGUCCUCCUCACUACCCUCCGCAUCAGCAAGCCCAGCCACUCCCGCUGAAGCCUCUGCCGAGUCCUCAACCAGCAAUCUCAAUGGCGCCGUCGAAGGCGCAGUCUUCCAACUUUCCACCGAAGGCGCAGAAGCCGUGCUCGAUGAUUCUCUUGAGCCCGCGCCUACGUCUUCCCGCCAGGAGUUCGCAGACGAAUCCAAGCCUGCCGGGAAAGCAAACGCGGAGGAGUGGACAUAUGCACGCAUUGAAGCCGAGCGGGUCCGCGGUCUGCGUGUAGUAGAGGCGUUUGCCGCAUUAGAUGCAUUGCAGCAUGUCGAUGUUGAUUUUUCUUAGGUUUCAUUUUUUCUGAGAUUUAUUGAUGCGAACUAGGUUUUGUUGCAUAGGUCUAUGGCUUUGAUUCUAUUUCUUACGUCUAUGAUCUGGUUUUGUUGCACGGGCGUGAAUUGAAGUAUUUUGCAUACCUUCGUCUAUGAGUCGCGUUCUUGUGCGCAUAAGGAUACAGUUCACCUCUAGAAGGUGGACGGCACGCAUGCGGGAUCAGAUCUGGGAUUCUAUCUGUUG